This is a messenger RNA of Diprion similis, 1937 nucleotides long. It is a transcript of the gene cpb, whose product is annotated as F-actin-capping protein subunit beta. Gene Ontology annotation, molecular function: actin filament binding. The transcript is spliced from 4 exons. Gene Ontology annotation, cellular component: F-actin capping protein complex; cytoplasm. Gene Ontology annotation, biological process: negative regulation of filopodium assembly; cell morphogenesis; regulation of lamellipodium assembly. NCBI's taxonomy places the organism in Eukaryota, Metazoa, Arthropoda, Insecta, Hymenoptera, Diprionidae. The coding region runs from base 252 to 1073 and encodes 273 amino acids. The record is from RefSeq and is a predicted model, not a curated record.
CCGUAUACCGUGGUACUCAGGCGGAACCGUUAACCAUAUAAAGGAAAGAAGAAGACUGGCAUAGACACACCCUUCAAAUGUCACUCUUUUUGUUGUUUGAACAUAGUAGACAAAUUUAACAAUCAACGACAUUAGUCAUCGUCCAUUAUUAUUUCGUGACAUUCCAAUAAGUGUUACUAUAUUUCAAGUAAACCAAUUGUCAAUUUAGGAUUUAUAUUGCGUCGGUUUUGGGUGUACCGCUGGCAUUCACCAUGUCGGAACAACAAAUGGACUGUGCGUUGGAUCUCAUGAGACGCUUACCUCCGCAGCAGAUUGAAAAAAAUCUCAGUGAUUUAAUAGACCUUGUACCAACUUUGUGUGAAGACUUAUUGUCCUCCGUUGACCAGCCUUUAAAAAUAGCCAAGGACAAAGAAUCUGGUAAAGAUUACCUUUUAUGUGAUUACAAUCGAGAUGGAGAUUCAUACAGGUCACCAUGGAGCAACACGUACGAUCCACCUUUGGAAGAUGGAUCGAUGCCUUCUGAAAGGCUAAGGAAAUUGGAGAUAGAUGCCAAUCAUGCAUUUGACCAGUACCGCGAAUUGUACUUUGAAGGUGGUGUAUCCUCGGUUUAUUUAUGGGACCUGGAUCAUGGUUUUGCAGGAGUAAUACUAAUAAAAAAAGCAGGCGAUGGUUCAAAGAAGAUAAAAGGCUGUUGGGAUUCGAUACAUGUUGUUGAAGUACAAGAGAAAUCUACGGGCAGAACUGCUCACUACAAAUUAACAUCUACAGCCAUGCUCUGGUUACAGACCAACAAACAUGGUUCUGGAACUAUGAAUCUUGGUGGAAGUUUAACUAGACAGGUCGAACAGGAUGCAGCACUAAGCGAGACGUCGCCUCAUAUUGCAAACAUUGGUCGAAUGGUAGAGGAUAUGGAAAAUAAAAUUCGAAAUACGCUGAAUGAGAUAUAUUUUAGCAAAACAAAAGAUAUAGUGAACGGUUUAAGAUCUGUCCAAUUACUGGCAGAUCAAAGACAGCAGGCUGCACUUAAGCAAGAUUUAGCUGCGGCUUUGCAAAAACGGAAUGCAAACAAUUGAUCUAUCGAGCUGUACGAGGACUAUUACGAUUGUGAUUAGGAAAGAAAAACAUAAUAACAAGCUGCAAUGGCCAAUGUCGCGUCAAAUGUUAUCUUUUUUUGCAAUCUAAAAUUGUCAUCUCAAAGAUUCUAGAAGUUGAUUUAUUUGUUCUCAAACAUACAUAGAUCCUUUAUUUUUGUCACACAGUUGACUAACUUCGAACUAAUUGUUAUUAUUCCCUUUCGAUUUUUUUAAUACGCCAGCCAUUUCAUUUUAGUUUGCCACAUCAAUGCGAAUUAAUUUGAUAUUCAAUUUGCAAUUAUUAUUUAUUUUGAAGAAAAGAAGUGAUGUCAUAAAUGUGUAAAAUGAGAAAAUGUGUGCGUCUGCUACUUUGCUACCGUCUGCAAAGUGAAACGUCCUUAAAGUGUUUUGCGCGUCGUGCGUAACGUUAAUUCGAUAUAAAUUUUCUUGUAAUGUGAUCGAUUUGAGAAAGUGCAUUUUGGUCAGCUAGAGCGAUAAAUUAUAAUAAGAAUUGGUAAUCGAAUAAUUCGCAAAAUAUAAUCUCAAAGCCUGUUUCGCCGUGCAAUAAAUGAAUGAAAAAUCUGUAAGAUACUUAUUCAGCACUAGCUCACCAAAGCACACUUUCCGAAAAUCACACGAUCAUUCUACGAGAAAUUCCAAAAUUGAUUCAAAGUUUCACGAAAGAACAAGCUCAUAGAAACUGUUAAAUCGGUUACAUGACAAAAUCCUCAAAAUACCUUAAACACCUAUUUAAAAAUGAUGAAAUACGUUAUAUACCGCAAUGAAAGUUUAUUGCCUGAUGUUAAUGCGUGACAACGUAUUUGCGUGGCUUAUAGAUAUCGAUAAAGUCAAUGGUAAAUGAAA